Molecule: messenger RNA, 570 nt
Organism: Condylura cristata (star-nosed mole)
Lineage: Eukaryota; Metazoa; Chordata; Mammalia; Eulipotyphla; Talpidae
Gene: DUSP21
Product: dual specificity phosphatase 21
Exons: 1
Coding region: 1-570 (189 amino acids)
Biological process (GO): protein dephosphorylation
Molecular function (GO): MAP kinase tyrosine/serine/threonine phosphatase activity
Source: RefSeq, a predicted model, not a curated record
AUGACAACAUCUUCGUGUUCUCUUCCAUCUCAGGCUGUCCCACAGCCCUCGGUCCAUGGUCUCUCUCAGAUAACUAGCAGCCUGUAUAUCAGUAAUGGUGUGGCUGCCAAUAAUAAAUCAAUGCUGUCCAGCAACCACAUCACUACAGUCAUCAACGUCUCAGUGGAGGUGGUCAACACCUUCUACGAAGACAUUCAGUACGUACAGGUGCCAGUCGCCGAUGCUCCCAGCUCACGCCUUUACGAUUUUUUUGACCCUAUUGCGGAUCACAUCCACAGUGUGGAAAUGAAGCAAGGCCGCACGCUGCUGCACUGCGUUGCUGGCGUAAGUAGAUCCGCCGCCCUCUGCCUCGCUUAUCUGAUGAAGUACCAUGCCAUGACUUUGUUGGAUGCCCAUACAUGGACGAAGUCCUGCCGCCCCAUCAUCCGGCCCAACAACGGCUUUUGGGAACAACUUAUCCAUUAUGAAUUCGAACUAUACAGCAAGAACACCGUGCACAUGGUCGAUUCCCCAGUGGGUGUGAUCCCCGACAUCUAUGAAAAGGAGGUCCGUUUGAUGAUGCCAAUGUAA